Molecule: messenger RNA, 1018 nt
Organism: Cygnus atratus (black swan)
Lineage: Eukaryota; Metazoa; Chordata; Aves; Anseriformes; Anatidae
Gene: LRP2BP
Product: LRP2 binding protein
Exons: 8
Coding region: 193-951 (252 amino acids)
Molecular function (GO): protein binding
Source: RefSeq, a predicted model, not a curated record
AGUGUCCUGGUUUCAGCAGAGAACUACAGCCAUGAUGCUUUAUUUGCAAAAGCAGAGGAACUGUUGGCGAAGAGAAUAAAAGAUGGAGAUCCUCUGGCAUGUUUUCUAAAAGGACAGCUGUACUAUGAAGAGGGUUUGUACCAAGAAGCGUUAAUACAAUUUGAAAAAGUCAAGGACACAGAUUUUCAAGAGAUGUAUCAGCUUGGCACAAUGUAUUAUGAUGGACUAGGCACUAAUGAAGACCCCGAAAAGGGAGUGGAAUACACGAAGAAAAUAUUCAACUCUGACUCCUCAAAAGCAAGACACUUGAAGUUCGCAGCUGCAUACAAUCUUGGCAGAGCUUAUUAUGAAGGUUGUGGUGUUAAACAGUCAACUGAAGAGGCUGAAAGGUUAUGGCUUAUUGCUGCAGACCAUGGGAAUCCAAAAGCAAGUGUAAAGGCCCAGAGUACUUUAGGAAUGCUUUACUCCAUGUCAGUUCUAAAAGAUCUGAGGAAGUCCAUUUUCUGGCAUUCAGAAGCAUGCGGCAAUGGAAAUCUGGAAUCACAGGGUGUGCUUGGUGUUAUGUAUCUCUAUGGACAAGGUAUAUGUCAGAACACUAAGGCUGCUUUGGAGUGCCUGAGAGGAGCAGCAGAACGUGGAAACAUCUAUGCUCAAGGCCAUCUUGUGGAAUAUUAUUACAAUAGAAAGUUCUACUCAACAGCUGCUGCAAUAGCCAUAAGGACUACAGAAAAUGACGACAUAGAUAUGCUAGCAAAGAUGACUGAUUGUCUGCCAACCUACAUAGCCAAAGGGGUCACCAUGGCUGCUUUCUACUUGGCUAGAUGCCUCCAUCUUGGCCGAGGUGUACAGCAAGACCAAGCUGCUGCUAAAAAAUACUAUUCUAUGGCAUGCCUUCUGGAUCCUGAUGUUGCUUCUGAUCUUGAACUGAGAGCUAAUCUUGGGAGAAUUUAGUGUUUCCUUUAGUUAUGGCUGGUAUAACAUCUACUUCCUACAAUAAACCAUUCUUAAUCUUCAGCAA